This is a messenger RNA of Coccidioides immitis RS, 2328 nucleotides long. RefSeq names its product eukaryotic peptide chain release factor GTP-binding subunit. Gene Ontology annotation, cellular component: translation release factor complex. Gene Ontology annotation, molecular function: GTPase activity; translation release factor activity; GTP binding. The coding region runs from base 1 to 2175 and encodes 724 amino acids. Lineage: Eukaryota; Fungi; Ascomycota; Eurotiomycetes; Onygenales; Onygenaceae. The transcript has 2 exons. The record is from RefSeq and is a predicted model, not a curated record. Gene Ontology annotation, biological process: nuclear-transcribed mRNA catabolic process, deadenylation-dependent decay; translational termination; translation.
AUGUCCCACCUCGAUUCUUGGGAGGAUGACCCCGCUGCUCAGGACGAGAACCUCUCCAGACAGGCCCAGCAGAGUUUGAAUCUCAACCCACAAACCUCCUCAUUCCGUCCAGGUGCCACGUCCUUUCAGCCUGGUGCUUCUGAAUUUCAGCCCGGCCAAACAUACCAGGGCUAUGGUUCAUACCAACAAUAUGGCCAAUACCAGCAGCAGGGAUAUGGUGGCUAUCAGCAACAGCAGCCCUACGGCCAGUAUAGCCAGCCCUAUGGUCAACAAGGCGGGUACAAUCAGUACUAUGGUCAGAAGUACGGAGGUUAUAAUGCACAGCAACAGCAGCAGCAACAGCCGCAGUCGCAGGCCCAUCCAGCCCAACAGCAGAAACAAUGGCAACCGACCGAAAUUGCUGAGCGGCGAAAAGCCAGUUCCCCAGCCGUCAACACCCCAGCAGCCCAAAAGCCAUCUAGCACUCCCACUCCCACCCCGACCGCUGCGGUCCCCAAAGCGAAGAUCCUGUCCAUUGGCGGUGAUAUACCAAAAUCAAAGACCUCUUCUACUACCUCCACAACCCCGGCUUCCACUCCGAAGCCUGUACAUGAAAAGAGCAGCGGACCCGCAGCCGUCCAAGCAGCAUCGAAAGUGACAGCCGCUAAAGCGAUAGAGAAGACAGAGAAGAAGGCUGAAAAGAAGGCUGCAGCUUCCGGAAAGACGUCUCCCACCCCAUCUUCCGGCCGGUCGUCCCCCAGUAGGGCAGAAAUCAAAGCUGCCAACCGUGAUGCAGAUUCUGUUGCCAGAGAACAGGCUGCCGAUGUUGACGAGGCCACAUUGAAGGAAAUCUACGGUGAGAAGCGUGAGCACGUGAAUUUAAUCUUCAUUGGCCACGUCGAUGCCGGCAAGUCCACACUGGGUGGUAGUAUCCUGUAUGCUACAGGUAUGGUCGAUGAGCGUACGAUGGAAAAGUACAAAAAGGAGGCCAAGGACGCUGGGCGAGAGACCUGGUAUCUCUCCUGGGCCUUGGAUCUGACAAACGAGGAGCGGUCAAAGGGAAAGACUGUGGAGGUUGGCCGUGCCUUCUUUAAGACUUCCGGCGACACCGCUGAUGGUCCUGUUACUCGUCAUUAUACUAUCCUUGACGCUCCUGGUCACAAGUCGUUUGUCCCUAACAUGAUCGGCGGUGCCUCCCAAGCUGACGUAGGCAUUCUGGUUAUCUCCGCUCGCAAGGGUGAAUAUGAGACUGGUUUUGAACGAGGAGGUCAAACGCGUGAACACGCAUUGCUUGCCAGAAAUGCUGGUGUGAAGAAGCUUAUUGUAGCAGUCAACAAGAUGGACGAUCCUACAGUUGAAUGGAGCAAAGCUCGUUACGAAGAAUGUUCAACCAAAAUUGGCAAGUUCUUGGAGGCUAUGGGAUACAAGAAGGAUGACUUGAAAUUCAUGCCCAUCUCAGCGCAGAGGACGAUGGGUAUCAACACCCCUGUACCAAAGGACUUGGCUCCUUGGUACAAUGGCCCAUCGCUGCUUGAUUAUCUCCACAAUAUGAAGAUGCCUGAGCGAAAACUCAACGCCCCUUUCAUGAUGCCGAUCAGUGCCAAAUACAAGGAUAUGGGAACGGUUAUUGAAGGGAGAAUCGAAUCCGGUGUAUUGAAGAAGGGGUCCACGUGUGUUCUGAUGCCGAAUAGAGACGAGGUCACGGUCACGGCCCUGUACGGCGAAACCGAGGAAGAGAUUACUACUGCUACCUGCGGUGAUCAAAUCCGAGCACGCCUGCGGGGAGCCGAAGAAGAAGACAUCAUGCCUGGAUUCGUCAUGUGUUCCCCAAAGAGACCAGUCCAUUGCGUCUCGUCAUUUGAAGCCAAGAUUAGAAUCCUUGAUCUGAAGAGUAUUCUUACUGCCGGCUUCAACUGCGUCAUGCACAUUCACUCAGCUAUUGAAGAGGUUACGUUUGCGGCUCUACUUCACAAGCUUGAGAAAGAAACCGGCAGACGAAGCAAGAAGCCACCACCAUUUGCUAGUAAAGGCCAAACCAUCAUUGCUCGACUUCAGGUUAUUGGGGGAGCGGGCGCUGUUUGCGUAGAGCGAUUUGAGGAUUAUAAUCAACUCGGACGGUUCACCCUCCGUGAUCAGGGACAAACCAUUGCUAUUGGAAUGAUUACCAAGCUGAUCACUGAUACCCCUUCUACUUAAGUUGCAAUUUAUUGUUCCCGUUCUGGGUUUGUCUAGAUUGGGGGAAUUAGAAUUUUGCCUCAGAAAUAUUGUUUGGCAAAAAAUUUGUUUUGAAGUACCGAGUAUGGAGUAGUAGAUCUUAAAAAUGAGAUGCGCAUGAGAUGAACCUCUGCA